AACAGUUUACUGCAGGACGCAUGGUCUAGGACAUGGGCGUUCAGGCGCAGUAACAGGUUUAGGCGCUCUUUAUGUUGCCAUUAUAAUGAAUUUAUAAUACAGCAACAUGCCCAACGUGCCAGUUUUGGUAUUUGGGAUUUUUAAAAUGUAAAAUAAUCUACUGGGCUGUGUUUUUGCUCAUCGAUUAGCUGUAAUUUUACUGCACUUGUGAAAGUGAAAGUAAAAGCUUCUGACGGAGGAGGAAAAGGAAAGACUAAAGAGUUCGCUGUGAACUCCUUGAAUAUGAGCUCCAGUCCAAGCAGCUGACCCAACAGAGUGUCUGGUAUUUGACCUAAUCUCCUCAAAAAGGUUCAUGAUGGCAGACCCUGCUUCAGCCUCUGUAUGGCCUGCAUACGGCGCUCUCCUUUUCCUGGACCUGAUCCUCUGGCUCACCCUGUUUACGGCACUUCUGUGGUCUCAGUGUGCUUUCUUCGUGAACCUGACAUGGCUGUGGGUUUUCAGGGCUUUCAGCUGGGUUCUGCUUCACACAGUCAGUUCAGCAACCCUGCACAAGACCAUACACAAUCUUCUGAAGCCCUGGGUAGCAUUAUUGUGUUUUCUACCUCCUGUAUAUGAUAUGGUGCAAACACUAGUUCCGAGAGGAGGGUGUGCCUUUAGUCCAGUGCCUGUGCCUGUCAUGGUGGCUUUAAGUGCAGUGACUGGCACUCUGAUCCAUCUGAUGUGGGACAAGGCAUUCCCGAGUAAAAAAGUGAAGAAGGAGCAAGAGGCCAAGGUCCUCAUGAUGAGAGUGAUUCGCUACUCGAAACCAGACUACCUUCAUCUAGCUGCUGCCUUCUUCUUCCUCAUCUUAGCUGCAUUAUUUGAGUCAAGUAUUCCGUACUACGUGGGGAAAAUCGUAGAUGGUUUGAGUGGAGAGUACAAGCAUGACAGCUUCUUGUGGGCCAUUGCAUGCAUGUCGUUCUACUCUUUUGGAAGCUCUAUGUUCACUGGCUUGAGAGGAGGCAUGUUCAUGUGUAGCCUGAGCAGACUAAACAAGAGAAUUCGGCACAUGCUUUUUCAGAACCUGCUGAAACAGGACAUAAUCUUCUUUGAAGAAAAUAAACCAGGAAGCUUGACGUCUCGGCUGGUCUCGGACACUGAUAAGAUGGGUCGCUCUAUAGCCAUGAAUGUGAAUGUGCUCCUGAGGAGUCUGGUUAAGACAUGUGGCAUGCUUGUGCAGAUGCUCAGCCUGUCCUGGCAGCUCACUCUCCUUACCUUUGUGGAGAUGCCUCUCCUCGCUGUGCUACAGAACUUUUACAACAUUCACUAUCAGAAAACUUCACGGGAGCUGCAGAACUCCAUGGCUGAAAUCGAGCAGCUGGCAACUUCUGUAAUCAGGUCUGUAAAGAUGGUGCGCAGCUUCAGGGCUGAGGCUGAGGAGCUAAAGAGAUACCAGGAGACUCUGGAUAGGAAACUUCAGAUACUGAAACGCAAGGGCAUUUUCAGUGCAGUCCACCUGCUUCUUCGCAGAUGUUUAACGUUAGGCCUGAGGGUGGCGAUGCUGCUUCUUGGUCACCGCCUCAUCUCCUCGGGUCAGCUGAGCAGUGGGAGUAUUCUGGCUUUUGUGCUGUAUCAGAAAGACAUGUCGAGCAACAUGAGGCAACUGGUGUAUGUCUAUGGAGACAUUCUGAACACGGUGUGGUCAGCAGAGAAGGUGUUUAUGCUGCUGGACAGAAAACCAAAGAUGAAAGAAGCAGGUGAUUUGGUACCUGAGAAUCUGGAAGGGAGAAUUACUUUUGAUAACGUCACCCUGUCUUACCCGUCCCGUCCUGAAAGCAAAGCACUUGAGUCUGUGAGUUUAGAGCUCAGUCCUGGGAAGAUGACUGCAUUGGUUGGCCCUUCCGGUGGAGGUAAAUCUUCCUGUGUCAGUCUGCUGCAGAGGUUUUAUGAGCCUCAGCAGGGUCAAGUGCUACUGGACAACAAACCACUUAAUGAGUACCAACACCAGUACUUGUGCAGCCAGAUGGCAGCUGUGUCCCAGAACCCAGUGCUGUUCUCCGGCUCUGUGAAAUAUAACAUUGCAUACGGCCUACGUGGUUGCACCAUAGAGCAGGUGAAGGAGGCUGCUAAGAAAGCCAGUGCACAUGAGUUUAUAUGCAAAAUGGACGAAGGCUAUGACACAGAUGUUGGAGAGUCUGGAAGAAAUCUAUCCUCAGGCCAGAAGCAGUGUAUUGCUAUAGCCAGAGUGUUGACCCGAAAACCAAAAAUCCUCAUUUUGGAUGAAGCUACUAGCAACUUGGACAUCAACACUCAGCACACGAUUCAGAAAGUCCUCUCCGGCUCAAAAGGUCAGACAGUGCUGGUGAUCGCUCAUCGUCUGAAGACUAUCGAGAGAGCUGAUCAGAUCAUCUAUAUGGAAGGCGGGAAGGUCAAGGAGCAAGGAACGCACGAGCAGCUCAUGGCCCAAAAAGGACUUUAUUUCCAUCUUAGGGAAAAACUGUUUACAAUGGAUUCAGAGAAAGACUGAGCAGAUUCAUUACCAUUAAGUGUGAAUUUGCAAAUAUCAAAUUUAUAUGGAAGUACUGAGAUGAAUUUAAAAUAAUGAUUUUAACAUUAUGGGUGUAUAUUCUCCUACUGAGUCUUUUAUACUUUAAGGUACACAGAAUUUAUCAGAGGUGGACAAAAAAAGGUCCACCUCUUUUCAUUGAGGCCAAUUUGCAUUUUUGUUGUUCAUAUAAAAUCAGGAAAAACAUAUGAAUCAGCAUGAACAAGAAUUAACACAAAAAAUAACCACACAAUAAUUCGUUUUUAUGAUUAUAUUGUAACACAAUAUACAAAGAGCCCACUAAUGUAGUCUGCUAUUCAAGGUUCUUUUUAUAUUGUCCUUUAAUUCACAACACUUUAAUUCUUUAAUGUUUUAUUUAAUGUAACACUCCUCUUCUUUUUUAUGUGUGGAUUGAAUCAACUUUGUAGUGUAACAUCCAUUAAAAAAAAGAAGAAGAAAAAAAAAAAGUUUAAGUUCCUCAAUAUUGGGGAAACUCAAUGCCAUAUUUUUGCUGCUUAUGGUCUAAAAAUCCCUAAAGUGUUGGUUUCUAUAACCAUAUUUUCUUUUGCGAGAUGGCAAAUGCGCUCUCUCUCUCUUAAGAACCAUAAGACUUUUGUACUGAAAGUAAAAACAUCAAGUUGCGAUGAUUGUAAUGUUUUCAGAAAAAGAGACGAGAUUAUGAUUUGUCCGCCUCUGAAAGCUUCAAGAUUGUUACCAUUAAUGAAUCAUAAACCAUCAGCAUCGGUGCUGUGUUUCUUCAGCUCGGAUGUUACAGGAAGCUGAUCAUGUUUGUGUAUUUUUCUACUAGUUUAUAACAAGGUUUAUAAGGUUUUAAGGUUCAAACAGCAAGGUUUGUAUUCUCAUUGUUUCAAAUCAUGCCAAAUCAGCAUAAGACUGGUUGUGUUAGCUUUUGUUACAGCAUUUACGAGUCACAAUCCUACAUUCUGUUUUAUGUAAUGAUCUAUAAUUUGUCAUUUGUUUAAUGCAUGAUUUUUUUUGCAGCACAGUUAUAUUUAGGUUGGAUCUUCUGGAAGUAAACAAAACAUUUAUGGAUUAUACCGAUAUUGUAUUAAAACCCAGAGAUGUUUAAAUGAGUGUGAACAAAAAAUAAAAACUGUUCAAGACCA
Molecule: messenger RNA, 3651 nt
Organism: Hemibagrus wyckioides
Lineage: Eukaryota; Metazoa; Chordata; Actinopteri; Siluriformes; Bagridae
Gene: tap2t
Product: transporter associated with antigen processing, subunit type t, teleost specific
Exons: 12
Coding region: 353-2506 (717 amino acids)
Biological process (GO): transmembrane transport
Cellular component (GO): membrane
Molecular function (GO): ATP binding; ABC-type oligopeptide transporter activity; ATP hydrolysis activity
Source: RefSeq, a predicted model, not a curated record